Messenger RNA from Pelodiscus sinensis (Chinese soft-shelled turtle), 1409 nucleotides. The record is from RefSeq and is a predicted model, not a curated record. Lineage: Eukaryota; Metazoa; Chordata; Testudines; Trionychidae.
ACCAGUUAACUAAUUAAAUGGGAUUUUACGUCCCUGAUUUCCACAAGGGGCUUGCUCAAAAUAGUGUAUAGUUCUGAGUGGUUGGAUGGAAAUGAGAUUUUUCGGGAUGAGCUGUAAAUAUAUGUAUGGCUUAUAUUGCAGUCAAGCAGUACUGAUUGAUCGGACAAUGUAUAUCGCAGGACAGCUAGGCAUAGAUCCUAGAAGUGGUCAGCUUGUACCUGGAGGGGCAAAAGAAGAGGCUAAACAGGCUCUAAAAAAUAUAGGGGAAAUCCUGAAAGCUGCAGGCUGUGACUACACCAAUGUUGUAAAGACUACUGUGUUGAUGGCUGACAUGAAGGAUUUCAGUGAUAUUAAUGAAAGCUACAAACAGUUUUUCUGUGGGAAUGUCUUACCAGCCAGAGCAGCCUACCAGGUUGUUAGUUUGCCAAAAGACGCACAAGUUGAGAUUGAAGCCGUCGCUGUCCAGGGACCAAUCCAAGACGCAUCAGCAUGACUAUAAAUAUAGUACUCUGAUACACUACUAGUUGUGUCAGAAGUGUAGGCCCUCUUCCUGCAAUUGGCUGCCUGCAGGCUCACCCUCAUGGAAGCUCCAUGUUGAUGCGCCUGUGCACCCUCAACUGCAAGAUGUGGGACCUUACAUUCUCUGAAACCCCAAUCGUGUAAUGAACUUUGUGCAGGUAGAUCCCUGUGCCAUGGGUAGCCCCACUGACAUCAGUGGGGCUCUGGUGGUUUCAGUGUUUGCCUGUGCUCAUUGCAGGACAGGGGCCUUGGUCUGUAACAAUAACUGGCUAUUGUUGCCUUCAUUUAAAAAAAAAAAAAAGGUUGUUUCAGGUAAGAUUAUCCAAUAACGAACAAAUUCGAAGUACAUGGAGGCAGGGAAUUGCAUAGGUGGGGACUUGCAGAGCUGACAGCAUAUGAUAUCACCUUUAGAAAUCCUGCUAGCGCUCUAGCUAUAAAUCAUAAGACCUGGGUUUUAAUACAUCACUUAAUGUUUUUAUAAAUAAGGUGGAAUUCAUGUAUUUCUAAUUCUAGAAAACCUGAUUUGCUGCAGCACAUAGGAAUCCACUAUAUAAGGUUUGAGCACCUAAGUGUUUAGAUACUGGGCCUACAUAGCCAAUCCUGAUUUACCUUAAUUUUCUCUGAAGAGUCACUUCUAACACACACAACUUUGCAGAAGUGUAACUCAUAUAAAUCAGUUAAAAAAUAAUAUUUUGAAUUUUAGCAUAGCUUCAAGUAUCUGAAAACCUACAAAUACAAUUUUGAAUUACUUUGUCAUUAAUUUUAGACAAUUGGACACAUUCUAGCUUUUGGAAAAAUAUGUAGUGUCUAAUGGGACUUAAUCAUAAUUGCAUAUAUUAAAUAUGAUGCUAGUCUGAUUUUGGGAAUAAACCAACUUUUUCAUUUAAAAA